AUGAACGUUGAGGAUGAUGGAAUAGCUGUGGACCCGCCUACGUUGGAGGACGUGGAAAAAGCCGUAAAGGAGCUCAAGAACGCGAAAUCCGCGGGAAAGGACGGACUUCCGGCCGAACUUUUCAAGCACGGGAGCGCGCGGAUGACCGAGAUUCUGCACCAAAUCGUCCAGCGAAUUUGGUGCGAAGAACAGCUUCCGACCGACUGGUUAGACGGGCUCAUCACCCCAAUCUACAAGAAAGGGCAAAGACUCGAUUGUACCAACUAUCGAGGCAUCACAAUCCUCAACUCAGCGUACAAAGUACUAUCCCGAAUCCUGUGGAGCAAGCUGAGACCCUUGACCGAGACCUUUGUCGGCGAAUACCAGUGCGGUUUUCGAGCGGGUCGGUCAACGACGGAUCAGAUGUUCACUCUGCGACAAAUCCUCGACAAGUUCCGGGAGUACAACCUGCAAACACACCAUUUGUUCAUCGACUUCAAGGCGGCGUACGAUUCAGUCAAAAGAAACGAACUUUGGAAAAUUAUGCUAGAACACGGCUUUCCGGCGAAGCUAAUUAGACUGAUUCGUGCAACGCUCGACGGAGCAAAAUCAAGCGUGCGAAUAGCUAACGAGACAUCUGAAGCUUUCGUUACGUUGGAUGGAUUGAAGCAGGGCGAUGCUCUCUCGAACUUACUGUUCAUCAUAGCGUUGGAGGGUGCUGCUCGAAGGGCAGGCGUGCAAAGAAACGGAACACUCAUCACUAAAUCGCACAUGCUGCUUGGAUACGCUGACGACAUCGACAUCAUUGGUAUCGACCGUCGGUCAGUGGAGGAGGCGUUCGUCCCUUUCAAGCGGGAAGCUGCGAAGAUCGGACUGACCAUCAACACUGCCAAGACCAAGUAUCUGGUUGCUGGCAGAGCGCGUGGCAGUGCAGGUGAUGGUGUUUCGGAGGUGGAAAUAGAUGGAGAAAGAUAUGAGGUGGUGGAUGAAUUUGUAUAUCUUGGUACACUUGUGACGUGCGACAACGAUGUGAGCUGCGAAGUGAAACGGCGGAUUAGUGCUGCAAACAGGGCCUUCUACGGUCUUCGUAGCCAGCUAAGGUCCCGCAGCCUAAGGACGCCUACGAAAAUCACGCUGUACAGGACCUUGAUACUCCCUGUAGCUCUUUACGGUCACGAGUCGUGGACGCUAAAGGAGGCUGACCAGAGAGCACUUGGGGUCUUCGAGCGGAGAAUCCUGCGUACUAUCUUCGGCGGCAAGCAAGUAGGAGACCGGUGGCGCAGGCGCAUGAACUUCGAGCUGUACCAAGACUACAAACAUGCUGAUAUCGUAAAAGUCAUCAAGCACGACAGGCUGAAGUGGGCUGGACAUGUAGCCAGAAUGUCGGACGAGCGGGCGGCUAAAACGAUAUUCAGCAGCGAACCCGGACGGGGUCGUCGGCUUCGUGGAAGGCCUCGUACGCGUUGGCUGUGUGCAGUCGACGAAGAUGCAAGAGCGGCCAACAUUGUGGGCGACUGGAGACGAGCGGCCCAAGAUCGAGCAUCCUGGAAAUCUUCGAUUAGUUCAGCGUUGGGUCGAUAG
Messenger RNA from Culex quinquefasciatus (southern house mosquito), 1560 nucleotides. RefSeq lists its product as uncharacterized. The record is from RefSeq and is a predicted model, not a curated record. The coding region runs from base 1 to 1560 and encodes 519 amino acids. The transcript has a single exon. NCBI's taxonomy places the organism in Eukaryota, Metazoa, Arthropoda, Insecta, Diptera, Culicidae.